GGAUCCUCUGCAUCUUCACCAUCAACUUCCAGGAGUAGAACAUCUUCACUUGAAGAGCAAAAUGAUGAAGGCACUUUAACUCCCAACAGAGAGAAUGUAUCUAAGCAAGCAACACCCAGCACUAAUAAUAAUGAAAGUGAACAUCUUCCCCACAGCCUAGUGAUGUCCAGUCUUUUGCACAGAAGAUUCAGAUUCGAGUUCCUUCGAUGGAAUCAUUGUUUCGAAGCCCCUUAAAGGAAACUUUGUUCCGAUCCUCUUCUAAAGAGUCUUUAGUACGGACUUCUUCAAGAGAUUCCCUGAACAAACUGGACUUGGAUUCUCCUGGUCCCACGUUUGAUCCACCAUCUGAUGUGGAAAGUGAAGCAGAAGAAUUGCCCGGAAAUGUAGACAGCCUCCCCAAGGAACAGCUGCUGCAACGGUUGCGCAGGAUGGAACGAAGUUUAGGCAGCUACAGAGGGAAAUACUCAGAGCUGGUCACUGCCUAUCAAGCUGUGCAAAGAGAAAAGAAAAAGCUGCAGGGAAUAUUGAGCCAGAGUCAGGAUAAAGCACUUCGCAGAAUUGGUGAACUGCGGGAGGAACUCCAGAUGGAUCAACAGGCCAAAAAACAUCUUCAGGAAGAGUUCGAUGCAUCUUUAGAAGAAAAGGAUCAACUCAUCAGUGUCCUGCAGACUCAGGUAUCAUUACUGAAACAACGAUUGCAAAAUGGCCAAAUAAGUAUUGAGUUGCCUGAUCCAAAUGUUCAGACUCAAGCAGAAGUCCAGAGUCCAACAAAAGAUUUAAACACAGAGAAUGCUGUGCAACCAGAGAGUCCUGGUGGUGAUGGGGAUUCUGCUAAAACACUAGAAGCUCUUACUCAGCGAGUGAAACGUCAAGAGAACUUGCUCCAUCGAUGUAAAGAAACAAUCCGCUCAUAUAAAGAGCGCUCGGUACAGCUAACCAAUGAAAAAGAGGCACUUCAGGAACAACUGGAUGAGAGACUUCAGGAACUAGAGAAAAUAAAGGAUCUUCAUAUGGCUGAGAAGACCAAGCUGAUCACUCAGUUACGUGACGCCAAGAACUUGAUAGAACAGCUAGAGCAAGAUAAAGGCAUGGUAAUAGCAGAAACCAAACGGCAAAUGCAUGAAACAUUGGAAAUGAAGGAGGAAGAAAUUGCCCAGUUGCGUACUCGCGUCAAGCAGGUGGUUAAGCAAGGUGAAGAGUUAAAAGAACAGAAGGAAAAGUCUGAAAAAGCUGCAUUUGAAGAGCUUGAGAAGGCUCUCAGUGCAGCCCAAAGGACUGAAGAAGCACGCAAGAAACUGCAAGCAGAAAUGGAUGAAAGGAUCAAGGCAGUAGAAAAGGCAAGCGAGGAAGAGCGUGUGAGCCUUCAACAGGAAUUAACAAGGGUGAAGCAGGAGGUGGUUAAUAUUAUGAAGAAAUCUUCAGAAGAACGAAUUACCGAACUAGAAAAGUUGCAUAAAAGGGAAUUGGCUAGCAAAGAACAGAUAUUAAAUGAUAGAUUACGGGCUCAAGACCAGGCGUUUCAGGAACAAAUGAAAACAGCUCUUGAAAAGUGCCAGAGUGAACAUCUACAGACUACACAAGAAAAAGAACAACAGGAAUCGUUAGCCCUAGAAGAACUGGAACUGCAGAAAAAAGCAAUUCAGUUGGAAUGUGACAAAAAACUAGAGGACAUGCAGCAAGAAAUAGAAACCUACAAAACUAGAAUUCUAGAAUUGGAAAGUUCCCUUCCAAAGUGUUCGCAGAAUGACAGCCAGUUGGAGGAACUGACUGCUCAAAUAGAAUCAGAAAACAACAGGCACCAUAAAGAAAUCACUGCCAUGGUUGAAAAACAUAGAGAAGAGCUUGAGGAUGUGAAACGGCAAGAACAACAAGUUUGGACAGAAAAACUUGAUACAUUAACACUGCAGAAGCAGUCGGAAAUGGAGAAAUUGAAAAUGCAGCUUGAUGAAGUGACUAAAGUAUUGAAAGAGAAAGAGACUCAAUUUCAUGGCCAUAUAGAAGAGAUGAACGAAAAAACUUUAGAAAAGCUUGAUGUGAAACAAACCGAACUAGAAGCACUCUCUUCUGAGUUAUCAGACACACUAAAAAUUCAUCAAGAUCUUGAACAGCGUUUGUCGAUAUUAAAAGAUGAUGCAGAUAAAGCAAAGCUAGAGUUUGAGGGAAAGCUGGAGCAAGAGAAGAACCAUCAUAAGGAACAAGUUGAAACUAUCUUUAAAGAUAAGGAAGUCAUGGAGAAAACAUUCAAAGAUGAAAUUAGUCAACUCAAGCUACUCUUGGAAGAAAAAGAGAAAUGCCAAGUGGAAUUGGAAGAGCAUUUGAAAACACUGAAGGAAUCUCUUAGAAAGGCUGAAAUUGAAUGCAAAGAAAAGUCUACUGAACUAGAUGGCAUUUUUCAGUCCAAAGAGAGCAUGGCCAGAGAACAAGCAAGCAUUUACGAACAAAAGUUAAUAGAUUUGCAGCAAAAGCUGGGAAAUGUAGACGCUGAAAAAUCACGUCUUGAUGAACUGAUUGUAAAAACUGAAGCUGAACUGAAUGAACUCAAAGCUGAAUUAAAGUUUCGGAUAUCCGAGGUACAUGAUCUGAAAUGUGAACUUGAGGAGCAAAAGAGAGAAAAUAUGCAGAAAGUGUCAUCUCUGACAGAACAGCAUGAAUCACAGUUAAGAGAUCUUAGAGAAGAGGUAAAUCAGGCAAAGAGUCAUUUUACUGAUAAGGAAAAUGAGCUUGAACAAACAAAGGGGCUAUUGAAUCAACAAAUUGAGAAACUUGGACAGCAGCUAUCAGCCAAAGAGGCAGAAAUUAGUGCUUUAAAGAGUGAAUAUGAAAUCAAAUUUAAGCAACAAGAGACACAAAUGGAGAAAGUUAAAGGAAAAUCAAAGGAAAUGCAGGAGAGAUUCAAGAAGAAACUUUCAGAGCAGGAAGCAAAACUCAAAAAGGAGAUGGAGAAUAAACAGUUGGAAUUUAGUCAGAAAGAGAAGCAAUUCAAUGCAAAAAUGCUGGAAAUGGCCCAUGCCAGUUCAACUGGAAUUGAUGAUGCUGUGUCAAAACUGGAGAAGAAUCAGAAGGAACAACUAGAAAGCCUGCUUGAAGCUCACAAACAAGAACUAGAAGAAGUUGUCCAAACCUGGGAGAAGAAGCUGAGUCAGCUAGCUGAAGAACUUGGAGAAAAGCAUGAAAUGGAGUUGCAAGAAAAAGAUCAAGAAGUAGGAGACCUGAAACAGAAACUGGCCACCUUCAGUAUUGAAAGGGAGGACAGAAAUGCAGAUAUUACUCGGAUAAAGAAUGAACAGACAGAGAGGGACAAAUUGUUGAAUGAGUUGCAAGAACAGCUACAGCAGACAUUAGCUCAAGUGACAGUUUUGACGCAGAGAGAAACUGAUUUGAAAAAGCAACUUGAGAAACUAGAGGAUGACCUUAGUUUGUCUCUGAAGGAGAAGAUAGACGUCCAGGAACAGCUUAGUGAAGUAAAAGCAGUAGGAGAAAAAGAGAAGAACAAAGCUGGUGAGCUGGCAGAGAAGUUGAAAACAUACAAUGAACAACUCAAGGCUCUGAAAUUGUCACAUUCUAAAGAGUGUGAAGAUUAUGAGAAAAAACUGGAGGACAAACAUUUGGAGCUUCAACAAAAAAAAGCAGAAUUUGAGAAGUUUGCAAGGGAUAUAGCUACACAACUAGAGGAUUACCGGCAGAAAGCAGAAUCUUUCCUAGAAAUAAAAAUCACUGAACUGCUUGUGAAAUGCAAUGAAAAAAUUUCUUCGGCAAUUUCUAGAGUUGUACACUGUCACAAUUGCACAACAAAAAUAAAAGAAACAAUAUUAAUUAAAACCUGUAAAAUCCCUGACCUAGAAGCUCAACUUAAGCAAAUAAGAGAGAGUCGUGAUACUUUAACCAGCCGUUUCAAAGAAUCAAAACAACACUUGCAAGAAAAGGAAAACUUGAUAAUGUCUAUGAAAGUGGAUAUUGACAGACUCGUAACAGAAAAAGAGCAAUUGCAAAAAGAAGGGGGACACCAGCAGGAAGCAGCAACAGAGAAAGAAACUUUCAUCACACAAUUGAAGAAAGAAUUGUCUGAACAUAUUAAUGCUGUCACUUCUCUGAAGGAGGAGCUAAAUGAAAAGAAGGCAGAGAUCGCUGAUCUUAACAAGCUUGUCAGUGAGUUAAAUCUCAAGCUUGAAAUCGACAAAUCAGAAAAAGAUGCUGCCACGACUCUGUUAAACAAGCAACACAAAGAAAAUCGACUUCAGCUGUUGAAUGAGGUGCAAGAAUUGUCUUCCAGAAUUGAAACACUGAGUCAAGAAAAAGCAACUGCUCUUGAACAGGUAGACCACUGGAUGAACAAGAUGUCAGAGUGGAAGAAGAAAGCCCAGUCAAGAUUUACACAGAAUCAUAACACAAUUAAAGAACUACAAAACAAAGUUGAACUAAGUAAUAACCAAGCUAUUGAGAAAGAAGAGGAAUUGAAUAAAAUGAAGGAAGUGUGUGAUAAGCAAACCAAGCACAUAGAACAUUUGAAAGGCUUACUGGAACAAAAGCAGAUUAGAAGAGAAAAACAAGAGUCUGAUUUGGUUGCCGAGUUAAAAAUCCAUACAGCAAGGAUUGCUGAGCUCGAAGAACACAUCACUCGGAAAACAGCAGAAAACGAUUCCUUAAUGGACGAACUCAAAAGACACAAUGAGCAGAACAGUGCGCAAAAAGAGCUGGCACAAGAGCUUCAACAAACUCAGGUGGCAGUUAUGGAAAAGGAUAAAAGGCUUAAAGAGAUGGAACAAGAAGUACUACUUUUUGAGAAGAAAAUGCAGACCAUGGAAGUUGACCUUGGGGAAAAAUCAAAAGAAUUUGAAGAAACAAAAGUGGCUUUAAUGAAAAGCAAAGAGGAGGAAUUAAAGUCUUUGGAAGAGAGGCUUACUUCAGAAACCACUGCUAAAAUAGGAGACCUGGGAAAAAAGGCUGAACAAAAAAUUGCUUCUAUUAGGAAGCAGCUGACAUCUCAAAUGGAAGAAAGGGAACAGCAAUAUAGACAAGACAUGGAACAGCAGUUAAAGCAAAAAUUGCAAGACAAGGAAGACAAGAUUACGUAUUUAGAAGACAAAAUUAGAUCAAUCAAUUCUGAGUUAGAAAAGGAGAUGAUACAGAAGGUAGAAACCUUAAAAGUUUCCACAGAACAAGACAAAGUAUGUGCAUUAGGGAACAUGCAACAGAUGUAUGAAUUAAAAAUAGAUGGUUUACAAAAAGAUUUAUUGGAAAAGGAGAGACAGCUAAAGAUGUAUGAUGAGGAACAAAAAGCAAGUAGUGUUUCAAAGCUAGAGGCUCAGUAUCAACAAGAAGAACUCUGUAAAAAGGAGCAAGAAGACCAUAUCCAUGAAAAGCUUCAACUAGCACUUGAGGAGCAAAGUAAGCAGCAUGCAGCUAUCCAAGAAGAAUUGAAAACCAAAGAACAAAAAGAGCAAAAUAUGGAGGGUAUGAUUAAAGACUUGCAGGAAAAGCUGCAAGAAAACGAGGGAGAGAGGCAGUCUUUGCAACAAAAGAUACACAGUUUGGAUGAGACCUUAACAAAAGAGAGAGAACUGAACAGAAUUGAGAUGGGGGAUACUAUUUCAAAACAUGAUGAACAUUUGCAGGGACUCCAGCAGCAGCUGGAGGAAAGAAAUGGCCUUAUAAAAGACUUGAAAGAAAGCACAGAAGAAAAGAGUAGAUCAGUCCUUGAGCUUCAGAAACUGCUUGAUGAUCUGCACAUCGAGCAAAAGGAUUUGCAAGCUAAAGUGGAGGAGACUGAGCGGGAGAAACAGAAACUUGCCAAAGAUGUGAGUAGGCUACAGAAGGAUUUGCGCAUCCUGCGGAAGGAACAUCAGCAGGAGCUGGAGAUAAUGAAAAAAGAAUCGGUAGAAGAAAUGGAACAAAAAAUAAAAUAUGAACAGGAGGACAUUGAAUUGAAGCACAACUCCACAUUAAAGCAGUUGAUGAGAGAAUUCAAUACCCAGAUGGCACAAAAGGACCAAGAAAUAGAAACAGCCGUAAAAGAAACAAUCAGUAAAGCUCAGGAGGUUGAAUCUGAACUCAUAGAAAGUCACCACGCAGAGAUAACUCAGUUACACAAAAAGUUGCUAGAAAAAGAUGAUGACCUACAAAGGACAGUGAAAAAGUAUGAAGAAAUUCUUGAGACUCGAGAAGAAGAAAUGACAGAAAAAGUAAAUGAGCUUCAGAACCAGCUGGAGAAAUUGCAGGAGGAGUACAAACAAAGACUGGCAGAUGAAGAAAGCUGGAACAGUGGUGAAGUAACAAUAGCUGAACUUCAGGCCCAGCUGGCCCAGAAAACAACACUUGUCAGUGAUUCAAAGCUGAAAGAACAGGAAUUCAUAGAACAGAUUCAUACACUACAAGACCGGUUGAAAAAUUACGAGAAGAAUAUGUAUGUCACAACAGUUGCAUCGCCUUACAGAGAUGGGAACCUCUGCCAUUCAGAUGUCUCUCUUUUUGGAGAACCGACGGAGUUUGAAUACUUGAGGAAGGUGUUGUUUGAGUACAUGAUGGGCCGUGAGACAAAGACAAUGGCAAAGGUUAUAACCACAGUGCUGAAAUUCCCUGCUGACCAAGCACAGAAGAUCUUGGAACGAGAAGAUGCACGGGCAUUGUCCUGGCUGCGAUCGUCCUCUUGAAGAACUUGCAACACAUGCACUUUGUAGCAGAUGACGCUCCUCUGAAAUCUGAUCAUAUCUCCAUACUAGCACUAUGAAGAAUGGACAGGAGAAGAACUACUAUUCAUUGCCCCACGUGAAAUGAGCAAAAUUAAGAACAAUAAUCGGUUGAGGGCUGGGCAUGAAUGUAAUCAAACAGUUGUCUUGAAAGAUUGUCUUACCCGGUGAUGGAGUGCUUAUAUUGAACACAGUUUUCUAUUUUGGUUUAGAAUAUUUUUUAAUAAAUGUUUUGCCUCACUGCAAUACAGAUCUCACAGGAUCUCUCUGACGAAUUAAUGGUUUGACUGCCCUAUUUAUUUUUAACAGUUUUAUCGCCUGAAAUAAUUGUGCAAUAUACUUUGGGUGGGUAGGAGGCCUUGGUGAUGUUCUUGGUAAAUUAAACCUGUUUCAACUUUUUUUCCUCCCUCACAAUUUGAUCUGUUGAUUGUUUGCUAAAGGCAAUUUCUUUCAAGCACUUGCUUUAUAAUGAAUCCAAAUUGCAGUACCUCAUUUGUUUAUUCCUAGCUUUUGUACUUAUAUUUUGUGGGGAAUAAAUUUACACUCCUGUAAAUUGUAAAUAGUUACUACUUCCUUGUAUCAUAAGCUGAUCUCUGACUGUUGGCAGUGCUAAUCUUGCAGAGCUGGGAGAGAAUAAAACUUCUAUUUACUGUA
This is a messenger RNA of Podarcis muralis (Common wall lizard), 7337 nucleotides long. The record is from RefSeq and is a predicted model, not a curated record. NCBI's taxonomy places the organism in Eukaryota, Metazoa, Chordata, Lepidosauria, Squamata, Lacertidae.